AUGGUUAAAAAGUGCUGUGCUCCUGAAUGUAAUGGAAACUAUGAUGCUAAAAAUAAAGUACGAGUUUUGAGGCUUCCCUCCAAUGAAGAAGAAAAAAAUCGUUGGAUAAAUUCAAUUCCAAGAAGUAAUUUUCCAAAUAAACGAGAUACUGUUGUCUGUAAAAGACUUUUUCCAGAAAAUUUUUUAACAACUAUUGUCAAUGGGAAAGUUAGACCAAAUGAACCUCCUUCAAUUUUUCCAAACAUUCCAGCUAGUGUGGUACCAAAUCAACCUUUAAAACCAAGGUCCACUACUAAAGUGUUGUUUUCAUUCAGAAAUGAUACGAAUAUAUUUGAAUUAUUUGAAGAAGAAGAAUCAGAUAAUGGCCUCGUGUUGGAUAGUGACGACGAUGAGUAUUUUCCAGAAAAUGAAGUGGCAGCUUCGGAUUUGGAUGAUACUGAAGAAGUUGAUGAGAAUGAACUUGUCGAAGAUGAAGAAAGUAAAAAAGAAGAUGAUGAUGACGAUGACGAAGAAAGUGAAAUUGAAACGCCAGUUAGUGGACCAGUCAUGACAGCAAAAGAUGGUACUAAGUGGGCUAAUACACCAACAAUUGAACAUCAAGUUGCAAGGCGUAAUAUUAUGCAGGAGAGAUGUGGACCUAGUAGGAAUACUGACAUGCUGACAAUUCUUGACACUUUCAAAUUAUUUUUCACUCCUGAAAUGGCUGAUAUCAUUAUACGCCAUACAAAUAAAAAAGCAAACUUAACAUAUGCUACAUAUAAUGAAAAAAAUCCAGGGAAAAAACAACUAGUGUGGAAAAAUCUAGAACUUCAGGAAUUGUAUGCAUUUUUGGCUAUUUUGAUAACGUCUGGUGCCAAUAAUUCAAAUACGGACAAUACAAAGGAUAUGUGGCAGUCGUACUCUUAUCCAUUGUAUCGUGCAAUAAUGGGCAUCAGUCGCUUCUGGAAUAUCAUUCGCUUUAUUCGAUUUGAUGAUGCCAAUACUCGUGCUAAACGCAUGGAAAUGGAUAAAGCUGCUCCAAUAAGAGACAUUUGGAGAAUGCUUAACAAUAAUUUAGCAAAACAUUAUAAGCCAACAGAGCACCUGACCAUCGACGAACAACUUUAUCCCUACCGAGGUCGAAUUAAGUUCACUCAGUAUAUUCCAUUAAAACCAGCCAAGCAUGGAAUCAAAGUAUGGUGGAUAUGUGAUGCAGAAAACUCGUAUCCUCUGACUGGACAGAUCUACACUAGAAAAUUGAGUGCCGGCCGUGAAAAAGAUAAUGGUGAGAGAGUUGUUAAAGACCUGGUAGCACCAUAUAAAGGAUCUGGUAGAAAUAUUACAAUGGGUAAUUACUUUACUACUCUGACAUUGGCAAAAACUUUAUUAUCCUGGGACUUAACAAUCGUUAACUUUUUGAAAAAAAAUAAGACGUGCAUUCCACCUGCAAUGACUGCAUUGAAAACACGAGAAAAACUAUCCACUGUGUUUGGUUUUCAUGAAAAAGUAACCAUGUGCAGCUAUGUGCCAAAAAAAAAAGAGCAGUUAUUAUGCUAUUAUCAAUGCACAAAGAAGCAAAAAUUGCAGUUGGUGCAAAGAAAAAACCAGAAAUUAUUGAGUUUUAUAACUGGUCAAAAGCUGGUGUUGACACAAUGGGUAUAAAGCUUAGUAGAUAUACUACUAAAAGAUCAACUCAAAGAUGGCCUCUUGCAUUUUUCUACAAUAUUCUCGAUGUCACCUGCCUUGCAGCAUAUAUUCUUUAUUACGAGAAUAAUAAAAUGCUUAAAAAAAAGUCAUACGAACGACGAUUAUUUUAUCGGCAAUUGGGCAGAGAGCUGCGUACUCCAUUCGUCAAAAGCCGUUCGCAUAAUCCACAAAUCAUGAGGCAUUUCACAACAAAAGUCGCAAUUGAAAGUUUUUUUGGUCGAGCUAUAAAUCUAAAUAUUCAGCCAACAGCAAAUAAAUCUUAAAGACCCAAAGCACAACUUGAUUCAACUGGAAGGAAAAAGAUUACUGGGGUAUGCCAUGUUUGUCUCACCUGCGAAUUAAAAAAUCGUCGCAAAACUCGAAAAUCAUGUUCGAUAUGCGAGGUUCCAAUUUGUGACGAGCAUUGUAUUUUCACCACAACAUGCGAGGAAUGUGUGAAAUAAUGAUUACCUUCGUGUUGUGCUUAAAAAUAUAAAUUAUAAUAACUGAAAACAUACAAUGUUAUUAUUGUGUAUAACCCAGCUUUCAUAUAUAUUAAAUGAGUACCUGGGUACCCGGUUAUUGAUCGGAGGAGGUAUCAAGUUUGAUAGCUAAUUACUGCUAUUGAAUUAGUGAUUUGGGAAUAUUUUAACUAAAAUUUGUUAUGUCAACUUUGGGGAUCCGAGCAGUCAUAAAAAAAUUUGGAGGUGAUGUCUAUAAAUUCUACAUUGGAAACUGAAAUGGAUACCCAGGUACCCGGUUACUGACCAGACGGGUAAAAUUGCUUUUGAAUUCAAUAAAUUUUUUUCUUCAAUCGGAACAAGCUUAUCAAAUAAAAUUCUUUAUCUUAAUGACAAAUCAUUUAAUGAGUUUAUAACAUCACUUAUUUUAACUUUAAAUUUUUCAAAUCUAACAUACAGCGAAAUUGAAGCAGCGUUUAAAUCAUUAAAACGGAAUAAGGCAAACGGGGCUGAUUGCAUCAAUGGAAAUGUUAUCAUAGACUCCUUUGACGUUUUGAAAUAUAUACUCUUUAAAAUUUGUAAAGCUUCUGUUGCACAGGUGACCAUUUUAACAUUACAAAUUAACGUCCUGUUUCAGUUCUUCCGGUUUUCUCUAUAAUACUAGAAAAAAUAAUGUAUAACAGAGUCUACAAUUAUUUUGUUGAUACUAAACUUUUAUAUAAUAAUCGAUUCGGCUUUCAGAAAAACUAUUCUACUGAA
This is a messenger RNA of Hydra vulgaris (swiftwater hydra), 2885 nucleotides long. The record is from RefSeq and is a predicted model, not a curated record. NCBI's taxonomy places the organism in Eukaryota, Metazoa, Cnidaria, Hydrozoa, Anthoathecata, Hydridae.